This is a messenger RNA of Sphenostylis stenocarpa, 1593 nucleotides long. The record is from the annotation of a GenBank genome assembly. Lineage: Eukaryota; Viridiplantae; Streptophyta; Magnoliopsida; Fabales; Fabaceae.
AUGGGUUGGGGUUCAUCGACAUGCCCAUACACCGGUGGCGUUGGUUGGGUAGAGGAACCAUACAUAUGCACAGCCCCAAUAAAGUACAAGUAUGCAAAUGAUUCUAAUCCAGAAUAUAAAAAGACUGGGAAAGCUAUUCUGAAGUUCCAGUUAAUCAAUCAACGUGCAGAUUUCUCCUUUGCACUAUUUUCUGGUGGAUUAUCAGAUCCUAGACUUGUGGCAGUUUCCAACUCCAUAUCAUUUGCAAAUCCUAAGGCUCCUGUGUAUCCACGCCUUGCUCUAGGAAAGUCUUGGGAUGAAAUGACAAUUACAUGGACAAGUGGAUAUGAUAUAAAUGAAGCUGUGCCUUUUGUUGAGUGGGGUCUUCCAGAAGGAAGUCAAACACGAUCUCCUGCUGGAACAUUGACAUUUAAUCGUAACAGCAUGUGCGGUGAACCUGCACGAACUGUUGGCUGGCGUGAUCCUGGUUUUAUACACACAAGUUUCCUAAAAGAUUUGUGGCCAAAUUUUAGGUACACAUACAGGUUGGGACAUAAGUUGGCUGAUGGUUCUUACGUAUGGAGUAAGAAGUAUUCGUUCAAGGCAUCCCCAUAUCCUGGUCAAAACUCUUUGCAACGUGUUAUCAUAUUUGGUGACAUGGGAAAGGCUGAGCGUGAUGGUUCAAAUGAAUAUGCGAAUUAUCAACCUGGUUCACUGAACACCACUGACCAACUCAUCAAGGAUUUGAACAAUUAUGACAUUGUUUUCCACAUAGGAGAUAUGCCUUAUGCAAAUGGAUACAUUUCUCAGUGGGAUCAAUUCACAGCUCAAGUGCAAAUAAUUUCAUCAACAGUACCGUACAUGAUUGCAAGUGGAAAUCAUGAACGUGAUUGGCCAAACACAGGAUCAUUUUAUGAUACUCCAGAUUCAGGUGGAGAAUGUGGUGUUCCUGCAGAAACCAUGUACUAUUUUCCUGCUGAAAAUAGAGCCAAAUUCUGGUAUAAAGCAGAUUACGGCCUAUUUCGCUUUUGCAUAGCAGAUAGUGAGCAUGACUGGAGAGAAGGAUCAGAACAAUACAAAUUCAUUGAACAUUGUCUUGCAACAGUAGAUAGAAAACAUCAACCGUGGCUAAUCUUUUCAGCUCACCGUCCCCUUGGGUACUCCUCUAACCUUUGGUAUGGAAUGGAAGGCUCAUUUGAAGAGCCAAUGGGAAGGGAAAGUUUGCAGAAGCUUUGGCAAAAAUACAAAGUAGACAUUGCAUUUUAUGGUCACGUCCAUAACUAUGAAAGAAUAUGUCCCAUUUACCAGAAUCAAUGUGUGAAUUCAGAAAAGCAUCAUUACUCUGGCACUGUGAAUGGAACAAUUCAUGUUGUUGUUGGUGGAGGGGGAAGUCACUUGUCUGACUUCACCUCAGCACCCCCUAUCUGGAGUAUUUAUAGAGACCGUGACUAUGGAUUUGGCAAACUAACGGCAUUCAAUCAUUCAUAUCUCUUGUUUGAGUACAAGAAAAGUAGUGAUGGAAAGGUCUACGACUCCUUUACCAUUUCAAGAGACUACAAAGAUGUUCUAGCUUGUGUGCACGAUGGUUGUGAGAAAACCACUCUAGCAACUUGA